Myiozetetes cayanensis is the source of this 5035-nucleotide messenger RNA. It is a transcript of the gene GEMIN5, whose product is annotated as gem nuclear organelle associated protein 5. NCBI's taxonomy places the organism in Eukaryota, Metazoa, Chordata, Aves, Passeriformes, Tyrannidae. The record is from RefSeq and is a predicted model, not a curated record. Gene Ontology annotation, molecular function: protein binding.
AUGGGGGUGAUGGCUCUGCCCGCCUCCCCCAACUGGUACAGCAGCCGCUGCAGCGACGCCAGCAGCGACGGCCGCUUCUUCGGCUUCGCGGCGCGGCACCGCGUCUGCCUGCUGGAUGUGGGAGCCGCCGCUCCCGCGUUCUACGGGGAGCUCAUCGGGCACACGGACAGGAUCUCCGGGUUCGCCUUCUGCCACUGCCCCGGGCAGAGCGGGCUCUGCGCCAGCAGCUCCGACGACGGCAGCAUCAAGAUCUGGGAGGCGGCGUCGCUGUCGCCGGUGCUGGAGUACAGCCGGCACCAGAACCCGAUCUCAGCACUGCACUGGUCACCUCUUGUGAAGGAUCUCAUCGUGUCUGGGGAUGAGAAAGGUGUCGUUGUUUGCUACUGGCACAACAGAAGUGACAGCCAGCAGUUCUUCCCGGAGCCUCGCACAGUUUUCUGCCUCACUUGUUCCCCUCAUCAUGAAAACCUGGUGGCCAUUGGCUACAAGGAUGGCAUGGUGGUUGUCAUUGAUAUCAGCAGGAAAAGAGAAGUCCUGCACAGGCUGAGGGGCCACGAGGAUGAAAUACAUUGUCUGGCCUGGUGCCCUGUGCCUGGUGAAGAAAGGUUACCUGCCUGGCAGGAUGAGCUCCAGGUUCCUUCAGAGGAAGGCAAGGUUCCAAAUGGGGAGCUGACCCAGGACACAACCACAAAGAAAGGCUGUUACCUGGCUUCGGGAAGCAAAGAUCAGACCAUACGAAUAUGGAGCUGUACCAGAGGCAGGAGUGUGCUGACUCUGAAGUUGCCCCCCACCAAAAGGAGAGGUGGAGCUGUCGAUCCCGCUGUCAAGGAGCGCAUUUGGCUCACUGUUCACUGGCCUCCUGGUCGUGCCACAGAAAUUGUGUCCAGUGGUUUUGGAGGAGAACUGCUUCUUUGGAACUUGGCCCAACCUGGGAAACGCAAGUGGACUCUUCUGGGAUCUUCAGAAGGACAGAACCACUCCCGAAUUGUGUUCAAUCUCAGCUCUGUGAAGCAGCAGGACAAAGAGCUCCUUUUUUCCAUUUCAAUGGACAGAGAUGUGAAGUGCUGGGACCUGUCAACUCUGGAUUGCAGCUGGACCAUGCCCUCACUUGGAGGCUUUGUCUAUAGUCUUGCCUUCUCCCCUGUGGACACAGGCUGUCUUGCCAUCGGGGUUGGAGACAGCAUGAUCCGGGUGUGGAACACUUUGUCCAUGAACAAUGUGUACGAUGUUAAAACCUUCUGGCAAAGCAUAAAGUCCAAGGUCACAGCAUUAUCCUGGCAUCCAACUAAGGAGGGCUCCUUGGCUUUUGGAACAGACGAUGGAAAAGUUGGCAUAUUUGACACCUUCUCCAGCAGUGCUAAGAACAAGCCACCUCAGAUCUCCAGUACUUACCACAAGAAGACUGUGUAUGCAUUAGCCUGGGGGCCUCCAACUCCUCCUCUGACUUCUGGGGAAGAAAGUGAACAGCCCUCUGUAACUUUAUACAGUUGUGCUGGAGAAGGUAUUGUUUUUCAACACAAUCCCUGGAAUCUUAAUGGAGAAGCAAAUGACAUCAACAAAGUCAUCCGAGACACUAAUUCAAUCAAACACAAACUGCCUGAACGUACAGAGAUCAGCUGGAAGCCAGAUGGCAAACUCCUGGCUCUUGGCAAUGAAGAUGGCUCAAUUGAAAUAUUUCAGGCCCCAAACUUGAAGUUGCUCUGCACUAUCCAGCAGCAUCACAAGCUGAUAAAUGCCAUUCGUUGGCACCACGAGCACGGGAACCAGCCAGAGCUGAGUUACUUGAUAGCUUCUGGCUCAAUCAAUGCCACUAUUUAUGUCCAUAAUCUGAAGAGCGUUGUAGAGAACACUUCAGAAAGUCCUUUGACAAUAACAGAACCUUUUCGAACUCUGGCUGGGCACACAGCUAAAAUCACAAGUCUUUCUUGGAGCCCCCACCAUGAGGGAAGAUUGGUAUCUGCUUGCUAUGAUGGCACGGCACAGGUAUGGGAUGUUAUGAAGGAAGAGCCACUUUGCAACUACCGAGGGCACCAGGGCCGCCUGCUGAGUGUCCAGUGGUCACCAGUGGAUUCAGAUUGUGUUUAUACAGGAGCAGAUGAUUUUUCUGUCCACAAAUGGCACAUCUCAAAGCAGGAGCACACACGGCCCCCUCAAGGCAAGAAGAGUAUAGAAUUAGAGAAAAAAAGAAGUAUGCAACCAAAGGUCAAAGCCAAGAAGAAGAAAAAGCCUAUAGGACAGAGUCCAGGCAAGCAGGAUGUAAAUGAUGCCACGAAUGGAGAUGAAAGCAUGAAGGAAACAUUGCUGGAGGAAAAUGGAGUGUUGGACCAUGAAGGAGAAAAAGCUCAGGAGGCAGAGUUGCCUGAUAAAGUGUCUACGACUGUGUCCAAGAAUACAUCUUCAUCUGCGUAUGAUUAUUCUUCAUUCAUUGCCAAAGCCUUUGUGACCCAGAAAGCUGCUCCUGUGAAAAAGGAUCCACCUAAAGAGAAACCAACUCCUGAUGCCUCUCUGAAGAAGAGGAAGCCUCGUUCUAUUCUGCCCUUCAGCACGCUCAUGGAUCACAGAUCAAAAGAUGAAUUGCAUCAGGACUGCUUGAGGCUGGCUACAUGUCUGAAAACUAAAGAUAAUAAUGAAGGUGUGUCCCCUGACCUUAAGGAUUGCAUCCACUUGGGGCUGUUCACAGACAGGGAUUCUCUGCACAAGAUGAUUGAUGUGGAAGGAAAACAUCACUUGGAGAAUGGGCAUCCAGAGCUCUUCCAGCAGCUCAUGUUGUGGAAAGGAGACAUGAAGGGUGUCCUCCAGGCAGCUGCUGAGAGGGGGGAGCUGACAGACCAGCUCGUGGCAAUGUCACCCAUGGUUGGAUAUCAGGCCUGGGUUUGGACAGUAGAGGCCUUUGCAAAGCAGCUGUGUUUCCAGGAGCAGUAUGUGAAGGCUGCCUCCCAUCUCCUCUCCAUCCACAAAGUGUAUGAGGCCAUCGAGCUCCUGAAAGUGAACAAUUUUUACAGGGAAGCAAUUGUGAUUGCCAAGGCCAGGCUGCGUCCAGAAGAUCCAAUUGUGAGGGAUCUCUACACCAGCUGGGCAGCUCUGUUAGAAAAGGAUGGUCAUUAUUCCAUGGCUGCCAAAUGUUAUUUGGGGGCAUCUUCACCCUAUGAUGCAGUAAAAGUGUUGUCAAAAAAGGGGGAUGUGACAUCCCUUAAAACUGCUGCUGAGCUUGCACUGAUAUCUGGAGAGGAGGAGUUGUCAGCAACUUUGUCUUUGAGAUGUGCACAAGACCUGCUGUUAUCCAGGAACUGGGUGGGAGCUCAGGAAGUCCUUCAGCAACAUAAAACUUUAUUUGGGCAAAGACUUGUUUUCUGCCUGAACGAGCUGCUUUGCAAGUGCCUCAGUGAAAGAAAUCCCUGUGACCGAAAGAGCCCCAUUCCCCCCUGUUACCACAGCUGGGAGCUGAACAGAGAGGCCUCGUUUUUUGACAUGGUGAUAGAAGUGUGGCAGAAUGUGUUGGGCAUGGACACCACUGAACGAGCCACUUGUGCAUGGGAGCAGCUGCGCCAGGUUGAGCAUCCUCCUUGUACCAGCAACACACCCCCAAAGCAGGUGCUUUUCCAUAUCUCCCAUGACCUGGCCCUUGCAGCACUGAGCUGUCAGUCUGGUACAUGGGACGAGGCAGUGAAAAGUAUUCUUGGGGCUGUGACCCGCAGUUUUGAUGCUGGUAAUUUCACUCUGAUGCAGGAGAUUUGCAGUAUCAUCCUUCCUGAGGGCUGUGAUGACCUGAGACACAAACUAGACAGCACAAAUUCCCAGAGCAUGGAUGCCUGCAGAAGUCUGGAGGGCUUUGUGGCUUACAGACUGCUCUAUGACCUGUGGUGGAACACACCCAAAGACCCUCCUGGCUUGCAAAAGGCUGUGUUGGAUCCUGAGCUGUGUCCCAGCGAACAGACAGCUCUGGAGAAGAGUUGCCUUUCAGGUGACUCCUCCCCUGGGGAAACGGAUCAAACUCCAGCUGGGAUGGAUGAAAACCUCUGCAGUACAACUGAAGUGCAGAAGUGUGAGACGCAAAGUGGCUCAGGAACUAACUUGGUUGACUUGGUAGACGGACAAUCAAAACUGCACGGUUGCAAAGUGCUCCUUUCAGAAGAGAUGGCUGUGUUACAGAACACCCAGAGAGAUAUAGCAGAGGUCCAGGAGACUUUGGCAGAAAUGAUCCGCCAGCAUCAGCAGCAGAGGAACAAUCUCCAGGAAAACACAAAUGGAAACGCCCAGGAAAGCAACCUGGAGCAGAGUUCAGAGACUGAUUUAGACAAACCAUGCUCUGACAGCAAGCAGAUGAAUGGCAAAGAUGAAAUAAAGCAACCACUUACACUCCCUGAGCUCACAAAGCAGCUUGUCAAUGCGAAGCAGAAACUAGCGGAAUUCCCAGACAAUUUAAAGGUCUUGCCCUUCCCUGACGUGCUGGAAUGCUGCCUUGUGCUCCUUCACCUUGGAUCCCAGUGCCCUCCUGAGCUACGGGAACAGGCUCUGGAUCUCCUUAGGAAACACAGCAGUGCUAAUAUUUACAAAAAGGCUGUCAGGAGGUUCCUGACAUGACAUUUUGAGACCAGACUGUCUCCCUUCUUGAGCUGCCUACAGUUACUUAACACCAAGGUUUGUUCUUUCUUCAAGUGAAGGCUUGUUUUGAUGGCCGUGGCUGUUACUGAAACAAAAAGUCAGGUUUAUAUACAGACCCACUUGUGCUCAUGUACUAACAACACUUAAGGACACUGUUAGGAAACUGAAAAGCAGGAGGGUGUGGGCUUGAACUGUUAUACAGGAUUUUUGUAUUUUUUUUUUUUAUUUGUUGGACACUGUGCUAAUGAAAGCUCUUGCUAUUUACACCUAAGAGAAAUGGUUUUGAGCAGCUGUACAGUCUCAGCAGAGGAAGAGUAGCUGCCCUCAGGAAAAUCGGUUUCUGUAACCAAACUGACCCUUAAGCCAGUACUGUUCCUCAAAGCAUUGUGAGUUUAUUUUCCCUCCUUUAAAUAAAGUCUUCUACCACCAUGAA